AUGCCCGCGAUGGAUGGGGCUGCAAGGCCCGACUACUUAUCUCGAAUGGUCUGCUGGACUGCAUUACAUGCAGAGAUCCUUCACGGCGCAGAAAUCGAGCUGAAGUGGCACUUUAUGGAACACGACGCUGGGAUGAAGCGCCAUCAGAACCAUGCUCUUGAAGUUGGAUGGUUAUCCAGACGAACAGCUGCAAGCAUGUCUUGGCUCUCCCUUGCUACCUUCGAGUUCAAAUCAGUAGCACCAUCCACAAUCUACGAUGCGCCGAGGUCAGGCGGUGCCAUAAAGCCUGCGGCUGUGGCUCAGAAGAUAUUAGACUGGUCAAAAACUGCUAUCGAAGUUCCUCCAACGCAACGCACUGAAACUUUGCAGUGCAAAGCUUAUAUGCACUAUCUGUGA
This is a messenger RNA of Suillus plorans, 396 nucleotides long. RefSeq lists its product as uncharacterized. NCBI's taxonomy places the organism in Eukaryota, Fungi, Basidiomycota, Agaricomycetes, Boletales, Suillaceae. The record is from RefSeq and is a predicted model, not a curated record. The transcript has 3 exons. The coding region runs from base 1 to 396 and encodes 131 amino acids.